Gasterosteus aculeatus aculeatus (three-spined stickleback) is the source of this 2040-nucleotide messenger RNA. Its product is annotated as cytokine receptor common subunit gamma. Gene Ontology annotation, cellular component: external side of plasma membrane. The record is from RefSeq and is a predicted model, not a curated record. Gene Ontology annotation, molecular function: cytokine receptor activity; protein binding. NCBI's taxonomy places the organism in Eukaryota, Metazoa, Chordata, Actinopteri, Perciformes, Gasterosteidae. Gene Ontology annotation, biological process: cytokine-mediated signaling pathway.
GGUCAUAAAUAUGUAAAGCGUUGAUUGAGUGGUAGAAGUACUCGGGCGCUGAUGCUGACAACAACCUGUUUUUUAGUGUCACGAUGACAACUAGACUGCUUCUGCUUCUGUGUCUGACAGGACAUGUGUUUGCCAGAGAAACACCCGACGUGGACUGUUUGGUGGUGAACCUACAACAUGUUCAAUGUUCCUGGGAUAAGGAGGGGACUCCAGAAGUCAAUUACACCUUCUACGGCGGGUUCUCCUCAAACCUCAGUGAGUGCCCCACCUAUCUGUCGGAGAACAAUACCAACACUGGAUGUAAACAGCCCUAUAAAGAGGCCGAGAGGUUCCAGACAUUUUACAGCAUACUUCAACGUGGCCAACAGAACCGUUCGAAGAAGUAUCAGCUUAGAACCAAAGUCAAGUUAAAUCCACCAACUAACGUGACUGCUAAGAAUGAAUCUGACUCCAACCUGUGGGUCAGAUGGAUUCCGAGCACAUUCCCGAAGAUCGAUUGUGUGCAGAAUGAGGUUCGCUACAGGAUCAACAACAGGAAGUGGGCGGCUUUUCAGGUUCAUAGUGGGGUGAAUGUUUACUGCAUCAACUUGCCCUCGAGGAGUUCCCUGUAUGAGGUGCAAGUGAGGAGCCGAAUAUCGUAUGUUUGUGGAGAGUCUGAUUUCUGGAGUGACUGGAGUGAGCCUGUGCUCUGGGGAUCCAACAAUAGCACAGAACCCAAUCAGAUGUUGAUGCCCGUGUGGACCCCAGUGCUCUACGUGGUGGGGGCUUUCAUCCUCAUCCUACUGGUCAUGAUGUUGCUGCACCAUGAAAGGAUCAGAAUCAUCUUCAUCCCUGUGGUUCCCAAGCCAUCUCCGAAGCUUCACAACAUCGAGGAUUGGUUUCAAUUCCCUAAAGGCCUGAAAGAGAGUUUUAACUACAAUGAGCGUCCCUGUAUUGUCCGUGAGUACUGCCAUGUUUCUCAAGUCUCUGUCUCCGAACCUGAGAGCGAAUGGGACCAGUCCAACUCCUGCUCCUCUUCUACCACCACAGUCUUGUCCGAGGAAGGGAUGGGUUCUGUUUAGGAGGUAUCUCCUUUAAAAACAUGCUUCAUGGUAUGAUCAUAUAACAAGUGCUUGUCAACCCUGCAACAAUUUUUACUCUAGAUUUUUUUUUUUUUUUUGUGGUCUGCAUAUUUCAAGCUCCCCUGGCAUAAAAAACGACAUGUAGAACUUUCACUUCCUCCGAGCCCUGUUUCUGUUGACGUUAGUAAAAUUUGCAAAGAAGUAAGCACAAUUAUUCGUAAAACCUAAACUUUAUAACAUUCUAAGUUUGUACCACGUUUCUGUCAUUAGUCAUAAAACCCAGCAUUACCAUUUUAACAUUAAUGUAACCGCCGAGUAGGAGGAGGAACAGCCCCAAGAAAAAUCCAUGGAUUAUAUUUGUAAUAACAAAACAAGAGGGCAAUCCUGGGGUGAUUUCAAGGGUGAUGAAAUAGUAAAAUCACUGACUUCUCUUUUAGCUUCAGUCAGUUUUUUUUUCCGGUGGUACAUUUUUUGCCUAAUUUUAGUUUAGUAAUAUGGUUUUGAAUGUUUAUUGAUAUAUGUGUAUGUUAUAUCUUCAACCUUUUAUAAGAUAUUGUGUAAUGAAACCAAGCCAUGUGCCUAAAUCCCCAAAUUAUUAGCAUAUUUAAAUGUGAUUUUAACUUAGAACUCAAAUGGCUUGUUCAAGAUGUAUAGUUGUGUGUUUAGUAGCAUUUGUACAAGUAAUAACUAACUGGUUUUUGAAAUGUUUUAUUGCAUUGAUGACAUCUAAUAUCCCAAUAUUCACAAUGCAUUUAAGUGAGAAAAAACACAAUAUGUUUUUGGCAAGAAGACAGCAUUCAUUAGUGACUCAUUCUGCAAGUCGUAGUACUAUUUUAUAACAAUGUGUUCUUUAUAAAAGGUUUAUAAACUGUAGUUAAUGAGCUAUCGGCUUCAUCAAUGGUUAAAAAUCUUCACUUACUAACUGUCAUCGGCAAAUUGGGGGUGGCAACUCUGGAAAUAUCUUACAACUGCUACAAUG